This is a messenger RNA of Trichoderma breve, 516 nucleotides long. RefSeq lists its product as uncharacterized. The transcript has a single exon. NCBI's taxonomy places the organism in Eukaryota, Fungi, Ascomycota, Sordariomycetes, Hypocreales, Hypocreaceae. Bases 1 to 516 code for a protein of 171 amino acids. The record is from RefSeq and is a predicted model, not a curated record.
AUGGUUAAAUUUACAUCCGCCAUUGUCAUUGCCUUUGCGGCUUUGGCCACCGCUGCACCUACCAAUGACUACCCCAAGUACGGGAAAUUCGGGGAGUUUGAAGCUGUCAACAAUGAGAAGCGAACCAACGACUACCCUAAAUAUGGAAAGUUUGGAGAGUUUGAAGCUGUCAACAACGAGAAGAGAACCAACGACUAUCCCAAGUAUGGCAAGUUUGGAGAGUUCGAGGCUGUCAACAACGCGAAACGAACCAACGACUACCCCAAAUAUGGAAAGUUUGGAGAGUUCGAGGCGGUGAAUAAUGAAAAACGAACAAAUGACUACCCUAAAUAUGGUAAAUUCGGGGAAUUCGAGGCUGUUAACAACGAAAAGCGAACCAACGACUAUCCUAAGUAUGGCAAGUUUGGAGAGUUUGAGGCCGUCAAUAAUGAGAAGAGAACAAAUGACUACCCCAAGUAUGGAAAGUUUGGAGAGUUUGAAGCUGUCAACAACGAGAAGCGUACGGAUGCCGAGUAA